AUGGCGGAAGAACACAGACUCCAGGAGCCACGGUUAUGCGUUAAUAACUGCGGAUUCUUCGGAAGCACCGCUACACAGAAUCUCUGCUCGAAAUGUUUUCGAGAUCUACAGCACCAACAACAAAACUCCUCCUCAGCCAAACACGCCCUUAACCAAACCUUAGCCGCCGCUGCUUCCGCCGUUUCUGGUGCUGCGUCCUCAUCCGUAUCACCACCACAAGUAUCUCCACCGCCUCCAGCCGAUCUGACAUCAGAUCCGAAAGAAAUCGGCGAAACGAACCCCGAGAAACAUGCGGAAACCGAGGCGGAGGAGAAGGAAGAGGCGCCACCGCAAGAUCCGAAGCGGUGCUUGACUUGCCGGCGGCGCGUGGGGAUCACGGGGUUUAGAUGCAGGUGUGGGUUCGUUUUCUGCGGGACACACAGGUACGCGGAGCAACACGAAUGCUCCUUCGAUUUCAAGAGGAUCGGGAAGGAGAAGAUCGCAAAGGCGAAUCCGAUUGUGAAAGCGGAGAAGCUUGAGAAGAUCUGA
This is a messenger RNA of Thlaspi arvense, 528 nucleotides long. NCBI's taxonomy places the organism in Eukaryota, Viridiplantae, Streptophyta, Magnoliopsida, Brassicales, Brassicaceae. The record is from the annotation of a GenBank genome assembly.